AUGGGCCAGUCUUCCACCACGGCCGGGGCGGUAGUUUGGGGCUCCUCCGAGCAUGGCCAGUUGGGUCUGGGCAGUUUGCCCGCCGAGGAUCGGGCGGUGGCCCCUCGGCUGUUGGAGGGACUCCGUGCGGUGCCCGUGAAGCAGGUGGUUUGCGGUGCCAACUUCUCUGGAGCCGUGACCGAGGGCGGCGAGGUCUACAUGUGGGGCUAUGGCAAGGAUGGCCAGCUCGGCCAUGGCGACACCAAGGACGUGCACAUGCCGCGAGCUUUGCGGUCUUUGCAGUCGAAGGUCAUCCGCAGCGUCUCCUGCGGGGAGCACCAUGCGGCAGCUGUGUCGGAAGGAGGGGCGCUCUUCACUUGGGGCCGAGGCCAAAAUGGUCGCCUGGGACACGGCUCAACAGACAACGAGCUGCUCCCGAAGGCCGUGGAGUUGCUGAGCGGCCACGCGGUGGCUUCCGUGGCCUGCGGCGAGUUCCACACUGCGUGCGUUCUGCAAAGUGCUCCGCACGUCUACACUUGGGGCCUGGGCCUCUCCGGGCGCCUGGGACACGGCGACGAAUCCGACAGGUACUCGCCUUCCUUUGUGGAGGCUUUUACCGGGAUGCAGAUCUUUGCACUGGCUUGCGGCGGCCACCACACGGCAGCAGUUGGCGAGCAGUGCCAGGUGAUGACCUGGGGAGGAGGAGCUUUUGGCAAGCUGGGCCACGGCAAUCGGCUCGCACAAACAACGCCCAAGGUGGUCAUCGCCUUGCAAGGCAAGCGUGUGGUGCAGGUGGCCCUUGGACCCCACCAUUCCGCUGCCUUGACCCAGCGAGGGGAGGUCUUCACCUGGGGCCAGGCCGGCCGCCUUGGCCACGCCUCACAGGGAGCUGAGGUCGAUGAGAUGCUUCCGCGGCAGGUCGCCGCGUUGUCUCAUGUGGCCGUUGCCCAGAUCUCCUGCGGCCACAGCCACUGCGCAGCCGUCACGGAAACUGGAGAUGUCUGGGCAUGGGGCAGCGCCAGGACCUAUGGCCACACAGAGCCUGGUGCCUAUCCCAAUGUCCCGACCAUGAUCAAGGUGCUCACGGGGAAGGCCAUUGUACACGUGGCCUGCGGCGUGUCCCACAACAUUGCGCUGUCCGAUUACCGCCGGCUGCAGGCCCGCGCUGGACACCGAGGUGGCAGGUCGGACGGCGAAGAUCGACUCCGAAGCACACCGGACGGGAAGAAGGAGGCGCUGGAGUCGCGGCCAGCCGUGACGCUGAAAGGGCUAAUGCUGGAUACGACAAUACACAAAGCGCCCUGGGACGAGGGGGGCGAGCGCGAUGGCAGCCCCUUGUCCUCGCAGAAGGAGACAGCCUUCCUGAACUCAGAGCUGAAGAGUUACCAGGAGCAGACUCUUCGGCUUGCGAAGUUGCUUCAAGAGACGAGGACGAAGCUGGAGACCCUCCAGAACGAGAACUCCUUCCUGAAGAGUGAGCUUGAAGUGAUGCAUCAAUGCUCCAACGACGCAGAUGAAAGGCUGGAUACCCUCCGGCGGCACUUCAACGAGCGCCUCCGGGAAAUGGAGCGGCGCUACAACGACAAGGAAAGAUCCUGGCGGGAGACUUUCAGCCGGCUCCGCUCUCACCUCGGCGUGGGCGCUGUCGCCGAGCCUUCCCAUGAGGAGGACGACACGCCUGGGCUUGCCAUGCUGGAGGAGGAGGUGCAGAACCAAGAGCCGACCGCACCUGCUUCUGGCGAGGCCGCGGGCGCUGCUGCCGCAGCUGCCGUCACGGCCAUGGGCAGCGGAGCGCGCCUCGCAGCCCCGGAGACUGCGGUGCCAGCCGAGGCUGGCGCAUCGACGCAAGCGGCGGGCGCAGGUGCCACGUCGGGGGCCCGCAGCCGAAGCUCUGGUCUCGGUGCGCUCUUUACCGGGGGUCCGACUGCGCCAUGA
Symbiodinium natans is the source of this 1914-nucleotide messenger RNA. The record is from the annotation of a GenBank genome assembly. Lineage: Eukaryota; Dinophyceae; Suessiales; Symbiodiniaceae.